UGACGUUUAUCUUUAAGCAUCGUUUAAUUCCCGUUUAAUUGGAAUCUGAGUUGAUAUAUAAGUCAACUUUCAUUAUAUCACAAUCACAAGCAACCCUAUAUUAACCUACAUAUCUCUCUCUAUUAAGUCCAUUAAGUCCAUCCCCUAUUAUAGUGUACGAAGUACCAUACCGACACAAUGUCUGUCGAAGUGCUCACAACCAUCUCGCCUAUUACAAACGAGCCGAUAUUGACUCGCAAUGGCGUCACGGUGGCCGAGUUAGAAGAAAUCCCUAAGAUCGCCGCCGAGAAAUUCCAGAGUUGGCGGCAGACCUCGUUGACGGACCGUCAGAUCAUAGUUAAGAAAGCGUUAAAACUACUGGAGAAGAAAAAGGAUGAUCUUGCUAAAGAGCUUACCGUCCAAAUGGGACGACCAAUUGCUUACACUGGUGUUGAAAUCACGACGGCUAUCAAACGUGCCGACUACCUUGUCAAGAUCAGUGAAGAAACACUGAAGGAUACCGAUGGCGAGCCGGAGAAGGGAUUCAAGCGAUUCAUUCGGAAAGUCCCUGUUGGUCCUAUCCUAAUCAUCUUCGCCUGGAACUACCCUUACCUGAUCCUCGUCAACUCACUUAUACCAGCUUUACUUGCUGGCAAUACCGUCAUUCUCAAGCCUUCCCCACAAACCCCUACGGUUGUAGAACAGAUCGCCAAGGUCUUUGCGGAGGCGGGACUACCCGCUGGUGUCUUGCAGUAUUUCCACUGCGGGUCGCCGCUGAUCAUGGAGACCGUCGUGCGGGAUCCCAAGGUAUCUUCAAUCUGCUUCACCGGUUCGGUGGCGGGAGGCUUGUCUGUCCAAAAGGCCGCCUCUGAUCGAAUUGUCAACGUUAGCCUAGAACUUGGCGGUAAAGACCCCGCAUACGUCAGAGGAGAUGUAGACUUGGACUGGGCGGCUGCUGAAAUUGUCGACGGAUCCAUUUUUAACUCGGGCCAAAGUUGUUGUGCCAUUGAACGUGUUUACGUCGACGAGAAGAUUUACGACCCUUUCAUCGAAGCAGCCCAAAAGGUCUUGAAGGACUACAAGGUUGGUGAUCCUCUAGAAAAGGAGACCCAGAUCGGACCGGUCAUUUCGAAGCGGGCUAAGGAGGCUAUCGAGUCUCAUAUAAAGGACGCUCUGAGCAAAGGUGCAAAGGAUGCAACACCGGAGAACCCGACAUUCUCAAGUCUCCCACCGAAAGGAAACUUUGUCAAACCCACGCUCCUCGUUGAUGUCAACCAUAGCAUGACAGUUAUGACGGAAGAGACGUUUGGGCCCGUUAUUUCCAUCAUGAAAGUCAAGUCUGAUAAAGAGGCUGUGUCAUUGAUGAAUGACAGCGAAUUCGGCCUCACAGCUAGCAUAUGGACUAAAGAUACGGCCAAGGGCUAUAAGUUGGCGGAGCAAGUCGAAGCGGGAACCGUCUUUGUCAACCGUGCAGACUACCCCAGUCCCGAUCUGGCCUGGACGGGUUGGAAAAACUCAGGCAAGGGCGUGACUCUAAGUAGAUUUGGGUUUGACCAAUUCGUGAAGCUAAAGAGCUAUCAUUUGAAGGACUACCCGAAAUAGAAUGGAAAUGCGAAUCAAUUAAGCAGGGUUUAGAGAAUCGUUCUGGAACGAUCCCGCCAUUUAUUUUCCUUGGGCUACUUGGACGGGGGUUGUGUGAGCCUAUCGGAAGAUUGGGUGUGGGAAACUUUGCCGGUUUGGUGAUCUGUAUGCCUAUUUGUUUCAUGUAUUGUCAGACCAGGGAUAAUAUUAUGCGAGCUUAAAAUAUAUAUUAGUUAUGUAUUACACGUGUAGGUAUGCCAGGUUAAUUAACUACAAGUAUAAACGUUAACUACAUACCUAUUGCUUUUUUGCGCUUUAAAGUCAUUAUAUAUUGUUAUACGGAUAGUAAUGUUAAAAGAUUG
Messenger RNA from Daldinia loculata, 1922 nucleotides. RefSeq names its product aldehyde dehydrogenase. The record is from RefSeq and is a predicted model, not a curated record. The transcript has 4 exons. Gene Ontology annotation, molecular function: aldehyde dehydrogenase (NAD+) activity. NCBI's taxonomy places the organism in Eukaryota, Fungi, Ascomycota, Sordariomycetes, Xylariales, Hypoxylaceae. Bases 178 to 1581 code for a protein of 467 amino acids.